GCUGAUUGGACUUGUGAAGACGUGUACUUUACCGGGUCGAUUGUUGUCGUCUGGGUGUUACGUUAUUACAUGUAUGUACAUCCAUUUUUUGGUUUUUAAUUGUUAGCUUUUGGGAGCCCUUAUGGCAACGAUGGAGGAACUGAAGCUCCGCGUGAGGGAGUUGGAGAACGAACUGAUCAAGUGUAAGCAAAAGCAAUGCGCCACCGAGCAGCUCCACCGACCCAAAAUUGAAAAGAUGAGCGCAGAAGUUGUGGAUUCCAACCCUUAUAGUCGCCUGAUGGCUCUGAAGAGAAUGGGUAUCGUUGAUAAUUACGAGAGCAUCCGGACGUUCACUGUCGCCGUGGUGGGCGUCGGGGGAGUGGGCAGCGUGACGGCCGAAAUGCUCACCAGGUGUGGCAUCGGUAAGCUGCUGCUGUUCGACUACGACAAGGUGGAGCUGGCCAACAUGAACCGACUCUUCUUCCAGCCUCACCAGGCCGGCCUCAGCAAAGUGGAGGCUGCUGAACACACACUCAGAAACAUCAAUCCAGACGUGUCGUUUGAGACACACAACUACAACAUCACCACCUUGGACAAUUUCAACCACUUCAUGGAGCGUCUCAGUCACGGCGGCCUGGAGGACGACAAGCCCGUGGAUUUAGUCCUGAGCUGCGUGGACAACUUCGAGGCCCGCAUGGCCAUCAAUACAGCUUGUAACGAAUUGGGUCAGACCUGGAUGGAGUCCGGAGUCAGCGAGAACGCCGUGUCGGGACACAUACAGCUCAUCAACCCGGGAGAGACGGCAUGCUUUGCUUGCGCUCCCCCUCUGGUGGUGGCAGCCAACAUUGAUGAGAAGACCCUCAAGAGGGAGGGCGUGUGCGCUGCCAGCUUGCCCACCACUAUGGGCGUCGUCGCUGGCAUCCUGGUCCAAAAUGUCUUAAAAUAUCUGUUGAAGUUCGGGCGCGUCAGUUAUUACCUGGGCUACAACGCCAUGCAGGACUUCUUCCCCAGCAUGGCCAUGAAGCCCAACCCGCAGUGCAACGACCGCCACUGCCGGAGACAGCAAGAAGUCUACAAGGCGCAGGAAGCGGAGCGACCAAAGAAUGAGGUGAUCCAGGUCGAGGAAGAGGAGGUGCUGCACGAGGACAACGAAUGGGGGAUUGAACUGGUAUCAGAGGAGGCCAACGAAGAGACGCAGGCUGCGGCGGCUGCCGUUGCCGACCUCCCUGAAGGCAUCACCGUGGCGUACACCAUCCCAAUGGCGAAUAAGGGUGACGGGGAGAUGGUGGAAGAGACGGAACAGAGCCUGGAGGACCUGAUGGCUCAAAUGAGAAAGUUAUAGGCUGCGCGGUAGGCAAAUUAAAAGAAAAAUACUGGAUUUAUCAUGGCAUACGUUGGAUGACAUCCCAUGACUGACCGUGAAUAAAGACAACAAAAAAAGAAGGUGAAUGCAUGACAUAAGGUCACAAUGCUUCAUAAUAUUGUUAACAUCUCAAUAAAGUAUUUAUUAGCAGGAA
This is a messenger RNA of Hippocampus comes (tiger tail seahorse), 1496 nucleotides long. RefSeq names its product ubiquitin-like modifier activating enzyme 5 (gene uba5). Gene Ontology annotation, cellular component: cytosol; cytoplasm. The transcript has 11 exons. Gene Ontology annotation, biological process: protein ufmylation. Gene Ontology annotation, molecular function: UFM1 activating enzyme activity. The coding region runs from base 122 to 1321 and encodes 399 amino acids. The record is from RefSeq and is a predicted model, not a curated record. NCBI's taxonomy places the organism in Eukaryota, Metazoa, Chordata, Actinopteri, Syngnathiformes, Syngnathidae.